AUGCCAUUUCGCUCCGAGUUUGAAACUGCCGGCCUCGCUGUAACCUCCCAAGACCAAGGUAAUCGCAUUGAUAGCUACAUCACGAAGGCUGUUCAGGCGAGAGCACCUACAAAGGCAGGGCCGUCUACCAAGCCCAGCCAUCGCAGGCCUACUGCAGGAAAGCCUUCACAGGUAGACGGUUUUGUCGACACGGAGCCCAGUGAUAGCCCCAAUACUGAAAUUUCCUUUGCGCCGGCCAAUGGCAUGGACGAAUGGCGCUACGCAAUGAUUGACGAAGUACCGAAAAAAAAGAAGAAGGCAAAAGCCGCCUCAGGCAAAAAGCCCAAGAAACAUUGUCUCUCUUGCUUUGAUCACAGUCCCUCCACGGCAACGGAAGCUGGCUGGAAUCAGCCUCAGAAGCUACCAACCGCCCCAAUGCCCAAGUUCCGUGGCGGCAUCGGUCCUCCACCACCAGUUCCACCGCCGCCGCGGCCACCUCAACGACCGCCUCGGCCAGCAGUUGGGUUGUUUGAGGCCGAUCCUGGAACGGGGCCACAUGCGGCGCCGGAAAAUUUGACUUCUAAGAGCCAUGCUCUCAGUCCCAGAAUGUUGCCCUCGUACCCCCGUCGCAAGGAUAAAGGAAAGUCCCCACACGUACCCAGGCGAGGUUCACCGCAUCCGCGUAUCCUGCCUACAAAAUCGGAAGGUUCUCCAAUCAAACCCAGAAGAUCCAGUCCCAAGAAGCGCAUACCGCAGGAAACUACGUCCAAGCAAUACGAUAGGCGUUUACGGCAGGCGACCCCUUUAGACCUCAAGGCAGCUGUUGAAGAAGCGAGGAAUCGCCCGAAAACCGACAGCAAGCAACAGAGGCGUGCCGUCGCGAGCGAACGCGAGACCAAACAUUCCUCGACGGAAAUCACCGAUCGUGAUGUACUUCGAGGUCUCCAUAUCGCAGCAUCGGCGGCCUGCGACGAGGAAGUUGAUGCAUUUGUGCGAAACCAGACCGGCCUUCGGAUUCGCCGGUUCUUGGCGGAUCUCAUGACACUGGAGUCGCUGGCGGUCAAUCCUCCAGUGGACAAGAAGCAAUGGGCUCGUCAGCGACGGGCAGACAUGCGGAAACUGAAGCAGCAGAUGCGGCGUUCUCGCGAGAUCAAUAGCGUAGAGCAGGCGAACCAUUUAUGA
Messenger RNA from Akanthomyces muscarius, 1161 nucleotides. RefSeq lists its product as uncharacterized. The record is from RefSeq and is a predicted model, not a curated record. The coding region runs from base 1 to 1161 and encodes 386 amino acids. The transcript has 3 exons. Lineage: Eukaryota; Fungi; Ascomycota; Sordariomycetes; Hypocreales; Cordycipitaceae.